AUGGCCAAGAACGUUUGUAUUGGUAAGAAGCAUGAGAGUCAGUUCAAGAUAGCCACGCGGGUUAUUCCGGAGACGGCUAUUACGCCGCUAUCGAGGGAAACUGGAAUGCAGAGCACUGACGAGUCUGAUGUGGAUGGGACCGAGUCAGGCGGGUUGUUCUCACCUGUGGGAUCGGAUAGGGAGAUGGAAAUGGAGAUGGAGCUUGGGUUGGAGCUUGACGACGAGUUUGAAUUCGACUGGUUCGCGGAUUCGUCGCACCCGAAGAGUUUUAGGACGGUGCGUCAGCCGGAGAAGUGUGAGGAAAGUGAGGUUGAGGUUGUUGGUAAGGACUUGAGUGUAUCGGAAGACUUGAAAGGUUUGAUACUGCCAAAGGCCCGUGGAGAGGACGACGAUGGUACCGGAAAUGACGUGGAGUUGCCUAUCAACGAGGAUUUCUGGAAAGAGGUGGAUACCUCUGUUGGUGAGACUGACGUUGAGAUUCACGUACAGGACUUUCACGGGUCUGCCCUCUUGACGGGCAAGUCGAGUAAUCUCGCUGCUUCUGCUGCUUCUGCUGCUGCUGCUGCUGCUGCCACGGAAAAUAGUAGCGCAAGCGUGGCUGCCAUUGAGGAUUUCAUCAAGAUGGAUAACUAUUCGUUUUCCAACGGUGUGGGUACUAAUAGUGGCAGCAGUAGCAUGGAAGAACAUGCAGAAGCUCGCAUCACUCACUUUAUGUACCCAAUCAAGAAGUUCACCUUCAGAGAUGCCUCAGGAAAGCUGGUUCUAGAUCCACAGGUAUCUGCAAACCCAUCAGGCAUUUCCACUGCUACGCACACCUAUACCCGUGAUCGUAUUCUCAAGGCAAGAAAGGCUAAGUCUAAAUUCAAGAAAAUAUCGCGUUCCAGAGAAGGCUGGUGCGAAAUGGUUUCCACAGGUGUUGGUAUCGGUGAAUUCAUGUUGGUGUAA
Messenger RNA from Kluyveromyces marxianus DMKU3-1042, 945 nucleotides. RefSeq lists its product as uncharacterized. The transcript has a single exon. The coding region runs from base 1 to 945 and encodes 314 amino acids. The record is from RefSeq and is a predicted model, not a curated record. Lineage: Eukaryota; Fungi; Ascomycota; Saccharomycetes; Saccharomycetales; Saccharomycetaceae.